This is a messenger RNA of Morus notabilis, 1081 nucleotides long. RefSeq names its product allene oxide cyclase, chloroplastic. Lineage: Eukaryota; Viridiplantae; Streptophyta; Magnoliopsida; Rosales; Moraceae. Gene Ontology annotation, molecular function: allene-oxide cyclase activity. The record is from RefSeq and is a predicted model, not a curated record. The transcript has 3 exons. The coding region runs from base 112 to 855 and encodes 247 amino acids. Gene Ontology annotation, biological process: jasmonic acid biosynthetic process.
CUUCUCUCUUCCCCAGUCUUUAUAAACAAACUCAUUUCGCCUUACACUUCCACUUCCACUCUCAAUUUCCCCACAACUUUCUCGCUUACCAAACACUAUUUUUAUUCACCAAUGGCUUCCUCGGCCUCUGCUAUGAGAGCUCUGACAUCCUUUUCCCCUGUCAAACUUUACAUUCCAAGAAAAUCCCUAAUUUCUUCACCAACUACGAAAACUCUCAAACCUAAUUUCAAGAUCUCAAACCCAUAUUCUCUUUCAUCAUUUCCCAAACGAUCCUUCUCUUGCAAAUCCCAGCUGGCCAGUACUACUCCAUCAGAUUCCGAAAGGCCACCCACAAAAGUUCAAGAGCUUUAUGUGUAUGAAAUCAACGAGCGUGAUCGUGGAAGUCCUGCGUACCUCCGAUUGAGCCAGAAAUCUGUUAAUUCUCUUGGAGAUCUCGUCCCUUUUAGCAACAAACUGUAUACCGGAGACCUGCAAAAACGGAUAGGCAUAACGGCGGGAAUAUGCGUUCUGAUCCAGAACAAACCGGAAACGAAAGGUGACCGGUACGAGGCCAUCUACAGCUUUUACUUCGGAGACUAUGGUCACAUAUCGGUGCAGGGAUCGUACUUGACCUACGAGGACACGUAUCUCGCCGUGACUGGUGGCUCUGGAAUCUUCGAGGGGGUGUACGGCCAGGUGAAGCUGCAGCAGAUCAUUUUCCCCUUCAAGCUCUUUUACACCUUCUACCUUAAGGGCAUUAAGGACUUACCCAAGGAGCUCCUCGUCAAGCCUGUGGAGCCCAGCCCAUCUGUUGAGCCCAGCCCAUCCGCCAAGUCCUGCGAGGCCCACGCCACCAUCGCUAAUUACACCGACUAGAUCAACGGUGGUGACUUUGUGAUAAUGCCAUCCGUUUCUUUUCUCACGGUGAUGCAAUAAAUAAUAUAUGAUGGCUGGCUUUUUAUAAACUUUUUAUGUGGGCCCUUUUUUUUUUUUUUUUUGGAGUUAUGGUUAGUGUUUUCGUUUUGUCCAAGUAAUGUUGUAGUGGAUUGUAAUUAUCCAAUAUGAAUGGCUGAUGUUGAUAGAGGUGACACUAUUUUAUUUA